This is a messenger RNA of Diaporthe citri, 2526 nucleotides long. RefSeq lists its product as uncharacterized. The record is from RefSeq and is a predicted model, not a curated record. The transcript has 3 exons. NCBI's taxonomy places the organism in Eukaryota, Fungi, Ascomycota, Sordariomycetes, Diaporthales, Diaporthaceae. Bases 1 to 2526 code for a protein of 841 amino acids.
AUGAAUGGGAACUAUGGCAACAACGCCAGCCUCUUAUCCCCGACCCAGGCUGUGGGUCCGGGCGGGAGACAGAUCAUGGAGGGAUACAGGAAAGACAUAAUGAAUGGCUUCGCGCAGGACCAGCCGCGCUACAAUCCCUUGAAUGUAGACCGGACACAGAGCUCGCCCCACGUCGACCUCAAGGAUCCCAUCCAAGUGCACCUGCUCACCGAGACCGCCCUGACUGACAGCAAAGAAUGGGAGAUAUUGGCGCAGGAAGAGGUGGAUGACCUCAAGAAACAGAUCCAGUCCUUGACGGUGCGCAUCGAGCAGGCGCGGGCAAACCUGGCGAUACAGACGAAAUAUCGAGAUGCCGCGAUAUCAAUGUCCAAGUUAUACACGGCCGGGAAAAGGGGAAACCGAGCCACUGCCGAUCCAACCGCCCAAGAAACGGCGGUUGAGAGACAGGAAAGCGAGCAAAGGUGUGAGGAACUGGCGACAGAGUUAUUCAACCUGGAGAAAGAAAUACUGGCGCCGCAACGCCGCCUGCUUCAGCAUACGGCUGCAAUCUUGCAACUCACUCACAAGGCGUCCUCCAAACGAAAGCCACCUCCGGCCAUGCUUAAUGGCAUGCCCGGAAGUCCGGAGAGUCUUUACACGUACACAAAUGGGCGGAACAGCAUGCAAUUCCCCAGCGAUGAUCUGGACCGGGAACUGUACUUCCCGCUCGAUGAGCCCGAGACCUUUGGCCGGUCGCUUAAGAGCGACAUACCGAUACCACCGCGAUCACCGGUGCGGGAGCGUUCGAAUCAGUUGCGUGACGAGGUGGAAACAUUGAAAAAGCAGAACUCUGGGCACUUGGAUGUUAUUACUACUACGGAGCGAAGUCUCGAGGACCUCAACAACCGUCUGCGAGACUUGGUGGUUCAAAUGAACCCCACGAACAACGGAGGCUACAAGCCAGCCCCUGCCGGGAACUUCGAGCCUGGCGAGUUGGUCAGCAGUCAGCUUGAUUAUCUCGCUGAGGCCUUGUCAACCAUUCAGCGGGAUCAGGAAGGACAGCCGCGUUCUGACAACAACUCGAUGGUAAUGCUUCAGGUCGAGGACAGAUUAGACGCAUUGAGCCGACAGGUGUUUCGAGCCGUUCAGGCUGUCGAUGAGAGCCAGCCACCUCCGCCCUUGGCUAAGGAUUCGGGCAUCCAGGAGCGUUUCGACUGGAUCGAGUCGGCAGUGCCAGUCUUGCAAACGUCAAUGGACAAGGACUCUUCAGCAAGCGCCGCACAGAUCGAGACUGUUCUUACUGGGUUGUGGGAUAUCAUCCAAUCAGGAUACGCGGAUAUCAACCGACAACGGAAUGCUCGAAGAGAAGUGCGUCUCGGCAAAGGAAUGCCAGACGAUGAAGACGACGUAUCCGCGGAUGAAGCCUUUGACUUCGAUGAGCCCUACUCGUUGGACGCUUUCUCUGCAAAGGUGCAGUGGCUGUUCCGACAGGCAACGAGUUUAAAGGAGCAAAAGUCGGUGCUCAAGAGACAAAUCAGACAGCAGCGUGAUCUGAAUGGCAAGGGAGAUUCCGAGAAGGACGUGGAGCUACGAAACAAGGUUGAGGAGCUGAAUCGGACCAAGAACCUCCUGGCGUUCUGCGAGGAGUCUGCCCAACAGUCCAAGACGGAGGCCGCAGAAGCUCAGGAGAAGCUGGCCCGGGCCCUUGCGGAUCUGGACUCAUUACAGGUUACGCAAGCAGCUAACGAGACUGCUGCCACCUCAGCCGUACAGGAUCAACUCCGGGAGCGGAACGCCAAAAUUGUGUCUCUGGAGUCGGAUGCCAAAGCCCUGCAGGACAAGCUGGAGAUUAUUGAGGCGCAGCUGGGCAGCAUGAAUGAGCAGCUGAAAGAGGCGGAUGACACCAAGAAGGCCGCACAGGAUGAGAAGUGGAAGCUCGAGGAGCAGAUCAGGGUCAAGGACGAGGAGAUGGAGCAGCUCAACGUGACGAUGGUCGAGAUCAAGACGGAGCUGACCAUCGCCAGGGCAGAGCUCGAGGGAGCCUACGGGUCUCGCUCAGAGCGGGCGGCCGAGGCGGCCGCGCUGACCAAGAGCUCUCAGAUGCAGAGCGUGGUGGAGCAGUCGGAGAAGCUGAAGGCCGAGCUGGCCGCCACGCUCAAGGACCUCGAGGAGCUGACCAAGGAGACGCUCGCAGCUGAGAAGGAGAAGGUCGAGCUGGAAGGCCGCCUGGACGACGCCGAGUCGACGCGGUCGACCCUGGAGAGUGAUAUUGCUGCGCUGAGGACCAGGUACAACUCGGAGAUCACGAAGCUUAAGGAGCAGCUGGACGCCGAGAAGUUCAAGGCCGGGACGAAUGCCUCAGGCACAGGCCCCAGGGCUGGCGCUUCUAUGCUCAGCGAGCAGUUCAGAGCGACGAUGAAGGAGGAGAGAAGGAAGUUCCAGGAAGAAAUCAGGGAAGAACAAAACAAGCGCAGAAAGCUGGAGGAGGAGCUCCGGGCGCUCAAGAAGUCGGCCGGGCGGGGCUCGAGCCCGCUCACGCCACGGUAA